CCUUCUCACCGCAGUUGAAGCACUCUCUGCUCUUAUAGUCGGUUGCUAUGAAGGCUGGAUGAGAUGGAGUCGUUGUAUUGUUCUUCAUCAACUUUAAUCGGACCUCCUCCUGUGCCAUUGCUGCUAUGGCAUCCUCUAAGGCAGGUAGAGUAGGUUGAUGAAAUAAAGUAGCACGUCUCGCCUCAAAUUCAGAGUUCAAUCCUUUGAGAAACUGCAUCACUCGUCUGCGUUCAAUCCAUUUUCUAGCAGCUGCUAUGCAAUCUGCAUGUGGCAAAUCCAGAGGAUCAUAGUGAUCUAAAUCAGCCCACAAGCGCUGCAGUUCAGCAACAUACUCCAUCACAGAAUUUUCCCUUUGUCUGAGUUCACCAACUCUCUCCUCUGUUUCAGCUAUUAACAUCACAUUCCCUUCACCUGAGUACAGUUUUGAGAGGGUUUUCCAUACCUCAGUAGCAGUUGAGAUAGUCUCAACAGUUGCAGCAAUGGUUGGAGACAAGGAGUUCAACAACCAUGCCACUAUCAAAGAGUUGGUACUGCUCCAUGUCCUCCAUUCUGAAGUUUUCUUGUCUCCUGGCUCCUCUGCCUCACCACUGACAAAGCCCUCAAGCCCUUUAGUCCUCAAGAUGAGUAGCGCCCUUCUUGACCAGCUCAAAUAAUUCUUAACAUCUUCCAGCUUAAUUUCAUUUGGCAUCAGGUCAAUUUUCUGAAUUGGCUCAAUGUGAGGAACAAUUACAUUAUUUAGAGAUGCUGCAGCUCCUACCUUGGCUGUUAGGAGCUCAGCCAAUUUUUCAAUUGCCUUCUCGAGUCCCUGAUUUUCUCCCAUGUCUUGCCUCAAUCACAGCAGGCAAGAACUUUCCUUCUUCCUCAGUACGCUAUCUAGCAGCCCCUCACACAGCAGCACCAAAUCAAUCCAGGAGCUCUUACCUCCUCUUCUCUGCUAACUCCACUGUAGUACACCACCAGCAGCAACAGAGUCAGCAGCAGCACUUGCAAGCAGCAACAACAGCAUCUUCCUCCUCCUCUGCAAACAACAGCAGUUCCAGCACACAGCAGCCACAAGCAGCAGCAGUGCAAAGAGCACCCUUUGCCGCACCAACAGCAAGCAGCAGCAACUGCAGACUGUUCUCAGUCUUUCUCCAGCAGCAGCAAGCCAGCCGCACAAGCAGCAAACCAGCCAGUACUUGGCCUCUCCCCUGGCGCAGCCGCCUCCUUCCUCUGCCCUCUGCCACACACAGUAGCACCCGCAGCACCAGGAGCACUUCGCGCGCGCGCACCUCUUCACGGGAGAGAGCAGUGCCGCCUGUAGCCUCCAAUCCCCUCCAGGCGCUCCGCAGGCAGCCCGCGCGCUCGCACGCAGCCGCGCCCGCCGGCCCUCUCCAGGCGCGCCUCUACCGCCGCCGGUGACCUACAGAACCCAGCAUCGCCUCCCGCCUGUGCUCUGACACCAUGAAGUGUGGUGGGUUUGGGAAAUUUCUGGAUAACUCUCUUCCUCUCUAGUCUGUACAAUACAUAUACUGGUUUACAUGGGCCAUGUGGGCCAGAUUCACACAUAUACAGCCCAACAAAGGCCCCGUCGCCGCCUACUGCAGUUAGGGUUUUCACCCGGAAGACAAAUAGCGUGGUGGAGGUAGAGCAGAUCUAAUGAACGUCUCCAUGGAGAAAAGACGAUGCCCAUGGGCAUCGCGGCCGACCGGUGUCGCCUAGGGAUUUCUCCCGAUUUGAAUCCGCACCUCCAGCUCCAAUCGCAUCGAGGACCGGCAAGUCUCACGACCCAGAUCCGUAUGGAGGAGCACAGAGCCGCCUCCUGACCUAUCAUCCCCGACGGACGGGCCGCCGCCACCGCUAUGACCGGAACGCCGUUCCGGGGCCCUUGCACCGUAGAUCACAUCCCAUCCGAGUUCGCCAUCCCCACGUUGUCAACGGAGUGUCGCCGCGCUGGCGGGAGGAGCAUCCGCCGGCGGAAGAUCUCGUGCCACCAUGUACAACCCCUCUAGGCAGCCAAGCGACAGUCGCGGGACGCGAGAUCCCCGCUGUCCCCGUCAGUGGCGGCACACGGGCUUUUCCGGCGGCCACCUCUAGGGAUGACGAGGGGAGAGGGGAGGAUGGAAGAGGUGGUGGCGGCGCUGGCUAGGGUUAGCGCCCCCGGUCGCCCUGGAGGAGGCGACAUGUGGAGCGCCUCGGAAUCUGACCCAUGCUUCGCACUGUUGAUGUCCCCCACGAAGAGAAAAACGAUGAAAUGUUCAUGAUGAGAGAAGAUUUUGCAAGUCACACAUUUGCCUUACAUACGACCUCGAACGAGUUGAAGGGAUUUUUGUUCUCUUACAAUCCUUUCAAACCAUUUAGGACCAUUGGAUCCUUUCUUAUACAAGAACCUACUAUUAUACCCUGAGAUAACUUUGUAAAGUUUGUUUUCCACUUUUCUUGCCUGUAUAUAUCUGUUUUUUUAAAUGCAUGCAAUAUGAAAUGUAUUGUUUCUUGUAAAGCAAAAAACUAGCCUCUAAUCCUCUCAAACGCCUCUAAUUGCUCCUACCUUGCUUUGUGUUGAUUGCGUUUGCACUGGCACAACUAAUGUUAUUACAUAUUUCUCCAUGGGCCCAGUCACCUGGCCCUUUCCUAUCUCAUGAGAUCUUGCAUCCCUCACGUCCCCGCGUCGCCCUCCCGCUAGGGCGGCUCGGGUGGAAACCCUAGCCCCCGCCGCCGGGCACGUCCAUCCUUCCCUUCCCCUCCGCCACCGCUAGAGGAGGUCGUCGGGUGAAGCCCCAGGUGGCUGAUGGCGGCGGCGGAGGCUCUCUUCUCUUCCCUUCCCGCCAGAUCGGUGAGGCGGGUCACCCAUGGUGCCGGGGCGCUUUCCCCCGAUUUGCGUUGCGGCGGCGCAAGGCGGUGGCGUGGUGCUGGGCGGGGUCGGCGGAGCUGCUAGACUCCGAGGAAGAUCUGGUGGCGCCGGCCGUUCGAUGGGCUAGCGGGGUCAUGGUGGCCUUGGUCGCGGUGGCCGGCGGCUCAGCCUAUCGGCGGCGACUGGUGUUAGAGUAUUAUAUAUAUAGCCAUGUAACCUUUUGUAUUUACCCUAUUGUAUAAGGGGUUUCCUGCAUAUAUUCCACACCUGUACAUGUAUAUAUACUGGCCUAUGGCCUUCUGGAAAUACAAGUUGCAUAUUUCCUAACAUGGUAUUAGAGCUAGGUCAAUUUUUUGCACGCUGCAACUCGUGCUAUUGAUCUCCGUGUCCGUCGUCGCUGCCUUUUUCUGUCCCGUAGCAGCCGGUCAACCCAAGGCCGCUCCUCUCCUUCCCUGCAGCCGCCGUUCAACUCCUUCCCGUCCAGAUCACGCUAGCUCCAGAUCCUAUCAUGCUAGCUCAAGGUCCUGCCCCGUGAUCACUCUAAAUCAAGUCAGCACAGGAGCCUCCGCCCGCAAUCGAUCUUCCACAGCCAGCCUGGUUUUUCGCCGCCCCUCAUCGGAUCCGGACGCCUCUCGCCGGAACAGGCCGCCAGUCGCCGGUCUUCGUCGCCUGCGUCCGAUCCGGCCGUCCCUCGCUGGAUUUCGCCCCUGCUGCUGGCUCUCGUCCCAUCCAUCUGCUGCCGCCGCGAGCGCUGACUACGCUGAUCGUUAGGACCCUCUGUCUGUACUGCUAUCUGCCGAUGAUUGCCAAAAAAAAUGUCUACACCGUCAAGCUAUGUCGCAGUUUCUCGCUGUCCGGUGAUCUUUGAUGGCACUAACUACAUCGAGUUUGUUGGCUUCAUGAGCAUUCAUAUGCGUGGCAUUCGUCUUUGGGGCGUUCUUUCUGGCAAGGUCCGUUGUCCGCCAUGUCCGGUUCCACCUGUGGCCCCUACUCCGCCGACGCCACCGGUUCUUGCUGCCGAUGCUAAUCAAGCUGCGAAGGAUGCAGCUAAGCUUGCAGAUGACACUGCCGUCCAUGCUUAUGAUGCGCAAGUUUCGACUUAUGAGGAGGCUCUUCAGACUUAUAAUGAGGCUCUUUCUGCUUACACUCAGUGGCUUGAUGAGGAUGCCCGUGCCGCAGCUGUUCUCACUGCUAGUGUUCUGCUUCAGUUUGCCUCUGAGUUCUUGGGGCUCCCUGCCAUAUCUGAGAUGUGGACCCGUCUUCGUCAGCGCUGUCAGCCCUCUGGUGAUGCCUUAUAUCUGUCUGUGGUCCGGCAGGAACAUGCUCUUCAGCAGGGUGACUCCAGUGUUGACGAUUUCUAUGCUCAGAGUUUUGCUAUCUGGCGUCAACUUGAUUCUCUCCGCACUGCUGGUUGUCGUACUUGUCAGUGUUGCCAGGCUGUGCGGGCUGAUUUGGAGUUUCAUUGUGUCUACGAGUUCUUAUCUCGGCUCCGUAAGGAGUUUGAGCCCCGGCGUGCUCAGUUGUUUGCUCGUGGUCGUAUCUCCCUCAUGGAGGCGCUUUCUGAGAUUUGUGCUGAGGAGACUCGCCUACGUGGUGCUGGUCUACUUGAGGUUCCCUCUGUGCUCGCUGCUCGAGUCCUUGUUAUGUCGCCUGCUGCACCGACUCCAUCCCGCUCCAGUGCUCCUCCGCUCUUGCCUACUCCUACGGGCGGCCAGGGUCGGUCUCGUCCUCACUGCGGCUACUGCAAUAUGGAUGGUCAUGUUGAGUAUCAGUGCUUCCAGAAGAAGAAACACCUGCGUAAGGCGCGAUCAUCAGCUUCAGGGACUUUUUCUUCUACUUCGACAUCUUCCGCCACUGCCUUGACUGAGCAGGAUAUUCUGCGACUUAAGCGUCUGCUUGCUGCUUCAGGUUCUCCUUCGAUGGGUACUGCAGCUUCUGUGACUGAUGCUUCCCGCACUGAGCAACCACCCUCUACACAGUCAGGAUCGUCGAACGCACACUUUGGUUGGGGCUGGCCCUCGCCGCCGUGACUCUCAGGGUCUUUGGGAGCUAGACCGGCUUCAUGUUCCUUCCGCUGCUACCACUAUCGCCAGUCCAUCCGCUUUUGUCGCUUCAGCUACCGGCUCCUUCCAGCAGUGGCAUCAUCGACUUGGUCAUCUUUGUGGCUCUCGCUUGUCGUCAUUAGUUCGUCGAGGUCUUCUGGGGUCUGUCUCAGGAGAUGUCUCUUUAGAGUGUCAGGGUUGUAGACUAGGAAAACAGAUUCAGUUACCUUAUCCUACUGGUGAGUCAGUGUCUCAGUGUCCUUUUGAUUUAGUCCAUUCUGAUGUAUGGGGUCCGGCUCCCUUCGCUUCGAAAGGGGGCCAUCGAUACUAUAUUAUUUUCAUAGAUGAUUUCUCUCGUUACACUUGGCUUUAUUUUAUGACUUCUCGCAGUGAGGUUCUUUCCAUCUAUAAGCAUUUUGCUGCCAUGGUUCACACUCAAUUCUCUUCGCCUAUUCGUGUGUUCCGUGCUGACUCCGCUGGCGAGUAUAUUUCUAAGAUAUUGCAUGGUGUUCUUGCUGAGCAGGGCACUCUUCCUCAGUUCUCUUGUCCUGGUGCUCAUGCUCAGAAUGGCGUGGCUGAGCGAAAGCAUCGCCACCUUCUUGAGACGGCUCGUGCGUUGAUGAUCGCCGCUUCUCUUCCACCUCAUUUUUGGGCCGAGGCUAUCUUCACCUUCACCUAUCUCAUUAACCUUUAGCCGUCCGCUGCUCUCUAGGGUGGUGUUCCUUUCGAGCGUCUCUUUGAUCGUUCUCCUGAUUAUUCGACGCUUCGCUUGUUUGGUUGUGUUUGCUAUGUUCUUCUUGUCCCUCGCGAACGCACCAAACUGACUGCUCAGUCUGUUGAGUGUGUUUCCUUAGGCUAUAGUGAUGAGCAUAAAGGCUAUCGUUGUUGGGAUCCUAUCGGUCGUUGGAUGUGUAUUUCUUGGAUGUGACUUUUGAUGAGUCGCGUCCCUUCUACCCGCGUCCAUCUUCCUCGACCUUUUCAGUGGAGGAUAUCUCUUUCCUCACUUUUCCCGACACGCCUAUCACUCCAGUUAAGCCCUUGCCUCUCCGUCCUGCUCACUCUACUGCUCCACCGCUUGCCGAUUUGCCGCCACCAUCUCCCAUGGUUUCCUCACCUCACAUGUCACCGGAUUCUGCACCUUCAUCCCUGGUGAUUUCUUCGUCUCCACCUCCUGAUUCUACCUCGACUAUUCCUCCUCGUAUUCUUCCAUCUUUUCCUCAGCAUUACACUCGUCGUUCACGUAUUGUGGAUGCAUCUGCUGAUGUGCCGUCCUCCUUGUCUUAGCCUACCUAUGGCUUGCGUCCUCGUCCGCUUCCGCCUGUUGAUCGCCUUGGUUUUCCAACCGCUGGUGCUGCUGUUCUUGAGCAGACUUCUUAUCGUGAGGCUGUUGUUCAUCCAGAAUGGCAUUUUGCGAUGGCAGAGGAGAUUGCUGCUCUUGAACGCACUGGUACAUGGGAUCUUGUUUCUCUUCCUCCAGGUGUCCGUCCC
Messenger RNA from Triticum dicoccoides, 6360 nucleotides. RefSeq lists its product as uncharacterized. Bases 3646 to 4860 code for a protein of 404 amino acids. The transcript has 2 exons. Lineage: Eukaryota; Viridiplantae; Streptophyta; Magnoliopsida; Poales; Poaceae. The record is from RefSeq and is a predicted model, not a curated record.